GAAUGGUGAAGUGCACCGUCCUAAAUGGGUGUGCGGGAGCAUGUGGGGAGGCGGCGGAAUCUGGGGAGACAUCGAUCAAAUCUGAACUGCACCGGGGGAGCCAGCGGUCCGUCCCCUUUGCCCCCUCACCUGGAGCUGGCCAACAGCAGGCACCACACCCUCACUUCGGCAUCCUGAGCCCAAGGGUCGGGUCAGGGACAGACCCCACCCCAUGAAGGCGGGAGAUGGAGAAGUGGGUCCUGGAGACCCCCCGGACUGUCAGGGGUUUGAUCCAUCUCAACUGAGGAUGCACCCUGAGGAGCCUGAGGCGCCUGGAGGAGCCGAGGCUGAGGCUCCAGUCCUGGUGCAGCUCAUCGACGAGCACGGGGCGUAUUCGACCGCGCGCCUGGUCCCCGACGAGCGCUCCGCCAAAGGGGCGGCGCCGGGUUCGCUCCCUGAAGGCCCAGUGGACCCGGAGGGGCUGGCGCGGGCCAGGCCCUUCGGCUGCGCGACCUGCGGGAAAGCCUUCAAGCGCGCGUGGGAGCUGCUGAGCCACGAGGUGGUGCACACCGCGGCGCGGCCCUUCCGCUGCGGCCUGUGCGCGGCCGCCUUCAAGCGCCACUCGGAUUGCAAGAGCCACCGGUUGGUGCACAGCGACGAGCGGCCCCACGGCUGCGACGCCUGCGGCAAGCGCUUCAAACGAGCCAGCAAUCUGCAGGAGCACCGGCGCAUCCACACCGGCGAGCGCCCCUUCCCCUGUGCGUCCUGCCCGAAGCGCUUCAAGACCCCCUACGAGCUGCACCGCCACGAGCCUCUGCACGCGUCUUCGCGGCCCUUCACCUGCCAGGACUGCGGCAAGAUCUUCGCAGCCGGGCCUGCCCUUCUUCUACACCGGCGGCAGCACUGCAAGGACAAGCCCCACGAGUGCGGCGUGUGCGGCAAGCGCUUCACCUACGGGCACAGCCUGCGGGUGCACGAGCGCGUGCACACGGGCGACCGGCCCUUCGUCUGCCCGCUGUGUGCCAAGGCCUUCAAGCAGUCUAACGCGCUGGCCUCUCACCGCCGCGUGCACUCGGGCGAGCGGCCCUACGGGUGCGCCACCUGCGGCAAGGCCUUCAAGCAGUCGUCCUACUUGGCGGUGCACCAGCGCACGCACACAGGCGAGCGGCCCUACCCCUGCGACGCCUGCGGCAAGGCCUUCUCCAGGCCCUCGCUGUUGCUGCAGCACCGCCGCGUGCACAGCCCCGGGCGCCCUUAUGCCUGCCGCUUCUGCCCCAAGCUCUUCAAGGACCUGGCCUACCGCACCGUCCACGAGAAGGUGCACACGGGGGACACGCCCUACAAGUGCAGCGUCUGCAGCAAGGGCUUCGCACAUCCCAGCAACCUGCUGCAGCAUCAGAGGGCACACCGCGAUGGGCCUAGGACAGUAAAACCGCUGGUGCUGAGCUCUUCCGGGUGAUGGCGUUUGGCACUUGAGGAACAGUCAAGUUUUGCUACAGACAUUGGCGCGACCUGCAAGGUCCCAUCUCCGACCAGCCGCUUCUUGGGCCCCAUCUGGUAGAUGGGCAUGUGAUGGUUUGAAGCCUUUCUAGAUCAUUCACAAUGUUCCCUCCACCCCAGCAUCAACUCCAUGUACCUCAACUUCAGAUGGGGACACUCUCCUGGACCGCGCCCUGAGACCAGCUCAGUGGGUGGUAUUUUUUAAAGCCAAUAAAUCCCGGGUACCAUGUUGCUGGUGCCGUAGACGUC
This is a messenger RNA of Manis pentadactyla (Chinese pangolin), 1728 nucleotides long. Its product is annotated as zinc finger protein 664-like. Gene Ontology annotation, cellular component: nucleus. The record is from RefSeq and is a predicted model, not a curated record. Bases 212 to 1438 code for a protein of 408 amino acids. Gene Ontology annotation, biological process: regulation of transcription by RNA polymerase II. The transcript has 5 exons. Lineage: Eukaryota; Metazoa; Chordata; Mammalia; Pholidota; Manidae. Gene Ontology annotation, molecular function: DNA-binding transcription activator activity, RNA polymerase II-specific; RNA polymerase II cis-regulatory region sequence-specific DNA binding.